CCGUAGAUUACAUACAAGCAUACAAGUCGUACCGUGCAACAUAACUACAAUUAAUAAAUCAAUAAAAUACUUUAUCAUUUAAGUUAAUAGGUAAAAUAUUCAAAUUGAUAAGUAAAAACUCUUUUAUUCUUAUGGUUAAUUGUAAUAAACAGUAAUCCAUUUAAAUCAUACAUUCUACAAUCAUAUCUAGUCAUUAUUUUUAAAAUGUACCAAUGAUCGGAAAUUUAACAGACAAACAAAAUGUAAAUUAAUUUCAGUUGAACCCGUAAUACAAUUUUAUUAGCUCUCCGCAACAUAAUCGAUGUUUAAGAACAAGCCGGAACAAUUUUAAUUCAGUUUAAAAACACUAAUUAACUACAAAUGUGAUUUACCAAUUUAUUUGUGAUGCGUGUACAUUUAAAACAAAAUUAUAUUCGAAUUUGUCAGAUCGGUUAUAGACACGAUUAUAAGACCGUAUCAGUAAAAUAUUCGGUAUUAAAUUCAUUUGUCGAUUAAAUAGUUUAAUUUUUCAGAGAUGCCAAUAUAAUAUAUUUUGUCAAUAUUAUUAUUUGUAUUAAUGUGAAAAUUCGUUUGCAGAAUAUGAUACAAAAUAAUAAAACGUAUCCGGUUCCCGAGGGAAACGAGUAUGCGGGUAAUUCUCCAAUUAAUUCUACGAUUCCAGAGCAGUACAAUAAUAUCCCCGAACCAUCAUCGCCGGGUACAAUUAAUAAUCAAAACUCUACAGUCCCGUUGGACUAUACACGUUUCAUUAACGAAAUUUCGUCAAAACGUCGGCCGUCUCAGUUACGAGAAAUAUGUACGUAAAUGUAAAAUUAUAAAUGUAACAUGUAAUAAUUUUAUAUGCAAAUAAAAUAAUAAAAUGUAAUUUAGGUAUACAGUUUCCAUUGUCACGUCACGUCACGUCGUUAAUAACUUUAUUUAUAAAGUUGUAAAUAGAAAUUAUUUCUAUAAAAACGAAAUUUAUAAAAAAAAAACCUAAAAUUUUCCAUUUAUAUCAGAUAUUUUUCUUACUCUAAUUUUAGACAAUUUGGUGCAAAAUCUACCUUCUCAUUCGAUAAAACUCGGUGUAGGAGUGCCAAAUGUAGAAACGUUUCCGUUUCAAAAUAUUAGCGUGAAACUAACAACCGGUGAAAACAUUCAAAUCCAAGGCGACGAACUAUCCGAAGCAUUACAGUAUUUACCAUCAAAAGGGUAAUAUUAUUAUAGUUCCGCUAAAUAAAUUAACUUGGUAAUAAUUUAGAAAAUCUCUGUGAAUAAUUUUAAAAGAUACAAGCCUUUACUGAAUGUGUUGGAAGAAAUACAAGAUUGUUUUCAUGGUUCUCAAAAUUGGCAAAACAGAACAAUCAUGAUAACCUCGGGUGGACAAGAAGGGUUGUCUUUAGCGGUGGACAUGUGCUUGAAUCGUGGCGACCCAAUCAUUCUGCCUGAUCCGAUAUAUACUGGUGCAAUCGAUUUGGUAAGACGAAUUUAAUAUACACUUAUUUAAAAAGGUAUUCAUAGAAAAUAAUACUAAAAUAAAAAAAAAAAAAAAGACCGAACUUACAUAAUCAAAUAAUUUUUGUCAAAAUUUAAUAUUAAAAUUCCUUUAUAAAAAAAAAAUACUUUAUAAACCACAAUUUUUUUUUUUUUACCACAAAUUACGACAUUUAAAGAACAUCCUUUUGAAUUUUCAAGUAUUCCUGUUUAUUCAAACAAUUUUAUCCAUGGAGUACCUGCUGAAUAAAAAUUACGUACAAAACUCUCAAAAUUAAAAUGUCUUUAACUAGCUCAAAAAUGGAUCAAAUGUUUUGAUAAUUUUACCACGUCUAGAAAAAGCAAAUAUUAGUUUUCUGUAAAAUUUUUAAUUUUGUAUGAAUAUAUUAAACUGAAUUACAUAAAAAAACAAAAUUGAAAAUAAUAAAAGUUUUAUUUUAGUACAUUUUCCCGUACUUUCUGAAUUUUUUUCCGGUUUUACCCAAUUAUUAAAAAACCCACAAUAAAAAUCAAAAAACAAAUUUCUUGUUCGUAAACUUGAUUAAAAAUUGAACACAAAAGAUCACUUGAUGUUUUUUAAUUAGAGCAAUAUUUAUAGUAGAAAACGUUGGUUCUGAAAGUGUAAAAUAAUAAAUUUUUUGUAUCGUAAUUUGGAAAAAAUCGUAUAUUUCGUCUUUUUUGGUUAUAGUUAACAUAAGUGGAAAAUAUUAAAAUAAUGAACCCGGGACGCUACGUAAUGUAAAUAUUAAUCAAUUUUAAUUUUUUGGUUUUUCCCAAUUAUUAGAAAAACCACUUUUAAUAUCGAAAGACGACUUACUCUGUCAAUGGCGAAAUAUUAUAGGGAACAAAAUCGAUAUUUAAUUAUUUUUGGAUUGGAGUAAUAUUUCUGGUAGAAUUCCUCGUGUUAUACUGUAACACGUAUAUUAUUACGUAUUACUGUAUUAACAAAAAAAACAGUGAAAACGGUAACGUCGUGGUGCACUAUAAAUAUUUACCGUUCUACCAAGAAUUUUCUUUCGGUUUUUCCCAAUUAUUUCAUAAACCCCUUGAAAAAUCAAAACAUGACCUCCUCAAUGUACAGACGAGAGAGAAAAUCAUCUUUCAGAAAAAUUGCUACAGUCCAUACUUCGGAACAAGUUUUCUGGUAGAAAAGUUGUUCACUGACUGAGAAAAAAUUUUAAAAAAACACACACAUGGUUAAAUCAAUAGAUCCCUCGCUAAGCUCCGAAUCUCAAAUACGUCGUUUAUAGUUCAUACCAUACGACCCGGACAUCAUAUCGAUAAAACAAGACUCAUGUGGCGUAAUUGUGGAAGAAAUUGAAAAGCAAUUGACGGAAAGAAAAAAAAACAAGCAGCCUAUGCCAAAGGUAAUAUCGUAAAACAUUUCGUAUUUUAAUUGUAUUUUAUAUGUACAUAAAUAGCGUUUAAUGUCUAAAUAUCUAAAACUAGCGUUAAUACCAUUUCAAUAGUUGAUUUAUUUAAACCCGACCGCAUCAAAUCCCGCCGGUACUACAUUGCCGACACACAGGAAACGGGAAAUUUAUCGGUUGGCUUGUGAACACAAUAUGCUCAUUCUCGAAGAUGACCCAUACUAUUAUUUACAUUUCGAAAAAGUAAUUUUCCAAUAUACAGUUUUUGUCCGUUAUAUUUGUCUCUGUAACAGUGUCUAUUUAAUCUAUACAUAAUAUAUUAUAAAAUGUGCGAUUUUAGGAGGACCCGGUUAGUUUUUUGUCAAUGGAUACAGAGGAUCGUGUGCUCAGGAGCGAUUCGUUUUCAAAAAUCAUGAGCUCUGGUAUACGUGUGGGCUUUAUGACAGGACCAACAGCGUUACUGCGUAGAAUGGAGCUGCAGGUGCAGACGUCAACGAUACACACGUCGUCGGUAAUGCAGGUUAUGAUCUACAAACUUCUGUCGCAAUGGGGUAAAGACGGUCUGACGUCUCACUUUAUGCACGUGAGAAAGUUCUACAAGCAAAAACGGGAUCACAUGAUGAUCGCGGUUAAAAACCAUUUAGGCGGUAAGCGGAAACGGUGAAUUAAAAAUUAAUUUUUUCAAUUCCGUUGAUCGCUCUAAACGAAAACAUAUUAUUACCUACCUAUUUACCUACUUAAUAAAAUUCACGGGUCUGGUAAAUCAUAUAGGGCUGGCCGAAUGGAGUGAACCGACCGGCGGCAUGUUUCUUUGGUUGAAAAUUAUCGGAUUAGAUGAUACCAAGCGUUUGGUCACUUCCAGAUGUCUGGAUAAACUAGUGAUUUUAGCACCAGGCUACGCACUAUCAGUUGAUCCCGUAAAACCAAGUCCUUACAUACGUCUUUCGUAUUCGCUUGCAUCGCCAGACCAAGUGGAUCGCGUAAGUUUUUUCUAAAACAAAUUUAAUUUGGUGACCGAACAAAAUAAUUAUUUUUAUAGUACGAAUACGCUAUAAUUUCUAUCAAAACCAUCGGGGUUCUCAGUCUCCUGCCUCCCCCCCCCCUAUUUGAACACUGAAUCACAUAAUCUUUAACUAAUUCAUAAAUCUCUUUCAACAUUUAAAUAAAGUAAAAAUGUUUAAAUUAAAUUUUAAUUAAACAUUUUCAGUUUAAACAUGUUUAUAUUGUGUAUUAUAUGCAUAUUAAAUUAUAAUUUUGCUCAUACAAAUUUAUAUCCAACUGAAUCUACAAUUUUUUUCUCAAUUCUAAGGUAUAUCGCUGUUGGCAGAAGCUAUUUGAGAAGAAUUUCAAUUAUUGGAGUAGAGACAUUAUAUUGCUGAUAUUAUCGAUAUUAAAUAUAAAUACCAAUAACGUCCAAAUUAAUGAUAAAUUAUUAUGCUACUUAGAUAUUUAAAUUUAAAUAUAUAUAUAAAUGUGUAUAAAUAUAUUUUUUUUUUAAAUUUAUAAUAUUGUAGGUACUAGCUACCUAUAUGCUACUAUAUUAUAUUAUAUUAUAUAUCGUAUUUUAUUACAGUACAAUGUUAUACUAUAUAAUUGAGCCAGCUGGAAUUUCAAUAAUAACAAUUAUAAUUGUGUAUCGCCGGUAUCGGAGGAUACAAUGGGUUAUUUGACCAGUUGCCCUAAGUGGCUGUUUUCGGCAUUUAAACAAAUUUUCCAGGUGCCUCUAACUAAAUGUACCAGUCGCCCUCACCGUAAAUAAAUUCAGAAAUUGGAAAAUGGCUUCACUUAACUGUUGAUCUUGUACAAGUUGCGAGGAAAAGCUUGAUGUAUUGAUUAGUAUUCUUUUUAGAAUCCGGCUUUUAAAUUACCAAUCCCCAUAGUCGAGUUGUGUAAAGAAGACGAUUUUACGAUUUAUUCCGGAUUCUUAUUAGCUGUAUUCCCUAUCAUUGAAAAUUCCUGGGCACCUAACUGAUCUUACAUUACUACCCGCUAGCGAAGUAGACGAUUGUUUUGUUGAAGAUUAUCUAGGUUUAUCAAGGUUAUUUAGGGAAUAACCUAACCGCGUUACGCGACAACAUUGGCUCUCACACGGAUUAGUACCCUAUUUAAACACUGAAUCGCAUAAUCUUUUACCAAUUCAUCAAUCUCUUUCAACAUUUAAAUAAAAUAAAAAUGUUUAACACAAUAACAUUUUGAGUUUGAAAAUUGUCUUAUUGUAUGUUACAAUUGUCGCAUGCAUAUUAAAUUUUAAUUUUGCUUAUAAAAAUUGUUUUUCUUAAUUCUAGGGUAUAUCGCUGUUGGCAGAAGCUAUUCGAGAAGAACGGCAAUUACUGGAGUAGGGACAAUAUACCGGACCGAUAUUAUCGAUAUUAAACGAAUACUCAUUAACGUCCAUAUUAAUGAUAAAUUAUUAUGCUACUUACCUUAAAUAAAUUAAAAUAUAUAUAAACAUGUAUAUUUUUUGUGUUGAGACUUCAAC
Molecule: messenger RNA, 5322 nt
Organism: Cinara cedri
Lineage: Eukaryota; Metazoa; Arthropoda; Insecta; Hemiptera; Aphididae
Source: the annotation of a GenBank genome assembly